UCUCAGUCGCCGAGAACACUACGAGAUUUAGAUAGUAGCUGUGGUCAGUUGUGUAAGUUCUGUAUCUGUGGAACAGUGAAUUCAGGUGCACACAUUUUGAUAUUAGUGAAUGACUACAAUUACACGACUGGCUUAGUGAAAUUACUGUGAGUCAUAGGCACGAUAUUACUACCAGUGCCGGAUGCUAGCUAGGAUAGCUAACGUGAAAUGUCCGUGCAUGUGAGGCAUGUCUGACGUUACUGAACAACUUUCCUCCGUGACACCCAGGUGAAGGGCAGUAAAACAAUGUCAAGCAGGUUAGCGCUUCAUUUCGGGUUUAGAAGAUUAAAGCCCCGCUAUGACUGGCCACGGCUACAGCAGAAGUCGAUGUGUGCGGAUGCACACGGCACCUACAUCCAGGGACAGAGCCCCGAACCCCGCGUACGAGAGUACUUCUACUACGUAGAUCACCAAGGCCAGCUCUUCCUGGAUGACACGAAGCUUAAGAACUUCGUCACCUGUUUCAAAGACCAGAAGUUCCUUGUGUUCUUCUUCAGUCGUCUGCGGUUGAACCGUCUGGGCCGCUACGACCAGCACUUCCCCUACGUGUCGCCCUGCGGCCGCGAACGCAACUUCCUGCGCUGUGACGACCAGCCCGUCGUCUUCACCCACCUGCUGCCGCCUCCGUCGCCGCCGGGCGAGACGCCCAUGCCCGUGCCCGCGCCCGCGCCCGCGCCCCUGCUGUCCUUCUGCGGCGGCGGGGAGCAGCUGGCGGUCCGGUUCCGACCCGAGGCUCUCUACAUGCAGCCCGCCAGCGGACGCCUCUACCACCCGGCGCCGGAGAGGACGGGGGGGGUCGGGUUGGUCCGGUCCGCUCUGGCCUUCGAGCUCAGCGCCAACUUCAGUUACCACGGCGACACGCCCACAAGCUUCGUGUGGGAGGGGCACACGCACACGCUGACCAAUGAGCUCGCAGGACACUUCCGCACAGACGAGGCCGCUGAAGGGGAAGAGACUGGGACAUGAACUGACUGAGUGUGUGUGAGUGUGUGUGUGUGUGUGUGAGUGUUCUACUGCAUCCCACUGGAGUAUGUUAACUGAGUUGAAUCAGUAAAAUAUCAGACUUGA
Clupea harengus (Atlantic herring) is the source of this 1107-nucleotide messenger RNA. It is a transcript of the gene c23h8orf82, whose product is annotated as chromosome 23 C8orf82 homolog. NCBI's taxonomy places the organism in Eukaryota, Metazoa, Chordata, Actinopteri, Clupeiformes, Clupeidae. The record is from RefSeq and is a predicted model, not a curated record.